GCACUGCAAGUAGAGAUCAUUCAGUUAUUAAAGACUUUGGCUGUUACCGUGACUCACUACAAGUGAGGUAGACCCUUGGAAGGAUCUGAUAAUUCUGGUGCUCACCUAGUCACUGAGGUGGCUUACAUGGCAUCUUAGCUUCCAAGUAGCCCAGGUAGAAUCUCACAGUAGGAAAAAGUUACCUUUAUCACUCCCUUCUUUUUUUAAGUCUUUUACCUGAUCACCACUCCCUCCUCACCUUGCCCCUUACCUCAUGUUCAGUACCUCAUUUUGUCCUCCCACUGUUGAGGACAGCCACUGUGGCUCCACCCUUUCUAGAAAUGCUCUCAAAAUACCCCACCUUGCCCUCACCCAACCUGAUCUCAUUAGGUGUUAGAAGGAAGGAAUCUAUUAUCUAAUUAAAGUAAUCCACAAGAGUGAUUAAUUGCGGUCUUGACCUUUUAGACACCUAUACAGGAAACACAGCUUGUCAACUUGAUACAUGAAUGUGGGAUUUCUGGCACUUAAUUUAUUUCUGGUAGGCUUUCCAGUCCCAGUCAGAAAAACAAGAAACAGUAGCUUGCCAAGAACUUCGGAAACAUUGUUUUAAUGGAACCUUACUGGAGACCCCUGUGUAUCCCAAUCUCCUGUUCAGUGCUACAAUACAUGAGACCCCUGGGCCAUGAUGGCAGUCAAGUGGACUGAUGGACAUUCUUCUCCCAUCCUCUGCUUGAAUGCAAGUAAAGACGGGCUAGUGGCUUCAGGAGCAGUGGGUGGAGAUCUCACAGUGUGGGGUGAGGAUGGGACUCCAUUAGGACAUGUGAGGUUCCCAGGCACUGAUGACGUGACCAGUGUCGUAUUUUCCCACUCCUGCCCCACCAAGCUCUACGCUGCACAUGGAGAAAGCAUUAGCAUCCUGGAUGUCAGGGCCCUCAAAGAUUCCUUGGACCAUUUUCAAGUGAACGAAGAAGAAAUCAAUUGCCUUUCCCUGAAUGAAACUGAAAACCUGCUGGCUUCUGCUGACGACUCCGGGGCAAUCAAAAUCCUAGACUUGGAAAAUAAGAAAGUUAGUAGAUCCCUGAAGAGACAUUCCAAUAUCUGUUCCUCUGUUGCUUUUCGACCUCAGAGGCCUCAGAGCCUGGUGUCAUGUGGCCUGGAUAUGCAGGUGAUACUGUGGAAUCUGCAGAAGGCCAGGGCGCUCUGGAUCACACAUCUCCAGGAGGAUGAGACAGAAGAAACAGAAGGCCCACAGUCCCCCUGCCAGCUCUUAAACCCUGCCCUCGCCCACUCCAUCUCUGUGGCAUCAUGUGGCAACAUUUUCAGCUGUGGCGCAGAAGAUGGCAAGGUGCGAAUCUUCAGGGUGAUGGGAGUCAAGUGUGAAAAAGCACUGGGAUUUAAGGGCCACACCCUAGGGGUGUCCCAGGUCUGCUUUCUGCCAGAAUCCUAUUUGCUGCUCACUGGAGGGAAUGAUGGGAAGAUAAUGCUGUGGGACGUGAGCGGUGGAGUUGAAAAAAAACAGAAGAGUCCCAUGAAACAGACCCACAGGAAGAAAACCAAGAGGGCAGCUUAUGCCAAGCAGGGUGGGAACAGCAGCAGCGCAUCAUCAGUCGGAGAAGAGCCCGGCAAGAUGUCCCCAAAGAUGAGCAUUGAGCACGGAGACAAAGUGAACUGGCUCAUGGGUACAAAAAUAAAGGGGCAGCAAAACAUAUUAGUAGCUGAUCAAACCAAUUGUAUAUCUGUAUAUCCCUUAAAUGAAUUUUAAAUCCAAUAAAAACAUUUGAAGAGCUGG
Messenger RNA from Heterocephalus glaber (naked mole-rat), 1768 nucleotides. RefSeq names its product WD repeat domain 53 (gene Wdr53). NCBI's taxonomy places the organism in Eukaryota, Metazoa, Chordata, Mammalia, Rodentia, Bathyergidae. Gene Ontology annotation, molecular function: protein binding. The record is from RefSeq and is a predicted model, not a curated record.